AUGCCCCUCAUAGUCUCACGCGCAAAUCUAACCCAAGACUGGGACGAGCUAAUAACCAGCUACUGGACCUCGUGGAGCUCUCCCCUCCAAGCCGUUGGGGAAUUAACGUUCGCCCACCUUGGGGAAGGCAACGAGGCUGAAGCGACAGCCCUUGCGGAUGUGAAAAAGUCCUUACGUCAAGCGGCUGAAUCCGACCCGAACAUCAUCUGGUUGAAAUGCUACGAUACUGAAUCCGGACGGAUUGUCGCCGGAGGAAUGUACCACAUUCAUCACAGUAAUCCGUACCGCGCGGGUGCACCCAAGGUUGAGGCGAAGUGGUUUCCGGAGGGGAGUGAGAUGAGGUUAUUGGCUGAGGAGUUUUAUGCCCAGUUGUGGGCGUGGAGGGGGAGGUUGAUGGGGGAUAGACAUGUUUGUGGGAAUGCGCUCUGGGCACUGCCCGAGUAUCGCUCGCGGGGCGCGACGGAGCUUAUUAUGGACGAGUUCGUCCGCCAUAUGGAUGCACUGGGCAUGGAAGGGUAUCUCGAGGCUACGGAGAUGGGGUUUGCACUGUAUCAACGGUAUGGAUUUGUGGCUAUCGCGCGACCACGAAUGAGGUUCUCGGAGCACAAGGAACGGAGUACGCAAGGGAGGAGAUUAAUACACGAGGUUCAGGCGCAUCCCGUCUGGAUUAUGUGGAGGCCGGCAGGGGGCGAAUACAGGGAUGGAGAGACGGUGCUCCCAUGGGAAGGAAGGCCAAAACGCAUCAAGUUGUAG
Molecule: messenger RNA, 753 nt
Organism: Aspergillus oryzae RIB40
Lineage: Eukaryota; Fungi; Ascomycota; Eurotiomycetes; Eurotiales; Aspergillaceae
Exons: 2
Coding region: 1-753 (250 amino acids)
Source: RefSeq, a predicted model, not a curated record